Molecule: messenger RNA, 3811 nt
Organism: Centrocercus urophasianus (Greater sage-grouse)
Lineage: Eukaryota; Metazoa; Chordata; Aves; Galliformes; Phasianidae
Product: riboflavin kinase-like
Exons: 3
Coding region: 661-1230 (189 amino acids)
Biological process (GO): riboflavin biosynthetic process; FMN biosynthetic process
Cellular component (GO): mitochondrion
Molecular function (GO): riboflavin kinase activity
Source: RefSeq, a predicted model, not a curated record
UCUGCCCUUGAACGCCUGCAGGGACAGGACAUCCACAACCUCUCUGGGCAGCCUGUUCUAGUACCUCACCACUCCCACAUUAAGCUUUGUUCCUCCUUAAAGAGGCACUGAACGAAACUUCCUGCUACAAAUCCUCAGGUGCUGCUCUUGUGAUGGCACGCGAUAAUCAUUUAGUGUUUUUUGUCCUGGUUGUGUGCCAAUGGCUGAUUGGUCUCAAGGGCCAGAAGGAGGAACCUCCUGACCAGUUGGAGUCUUACGGCUUGCCCACAGAGCCGUGGAAAGGCACUGUGUGGGAGAGGAGAGCUCCUGUGAGGGCAGCCUGGGUUGGGUCAGCAGGGCGCUUCCCGAAGGGAAUACAUCAGUCUGCAAACACAGAUGCUCCCCCAAACAAUAGGUAUAAAUCCAGCAAGCCUUUGUUUACUCCUGCAUGUUUAUUACAUAAUUUUGCAAGGUAGCGAAUAGUUCUGAGGUUACUUUAUAGUGCAGAAGAAACUUGUUUUUUUUUCCUCUUCUUUGACCAUAUUAAAUCUGCAGUAGUUAUCCUAAUUGUAAAAUAAAUACUGGCUGGGUAUUUUACUUUGUGUUUAUUAAUUUUUACUGCAGAAUAGAAUGUAUGUAAAAUAGUCUGUGCAAGAGAUGUGGUAACUGUCAUUGCCAUGAAUGUUGUGGAGGUGUUUUGCAUUUUAUACUUUGCUAAAUGGUACGUUACGUGAGGAUGAUCAUCACCGUAAGCGUUCUGUUUGUAAAUGGCAAGCAGGCAGAAAUUUUAAGUCUCAGAACAUUCUGUUACAGCCCUGGCUUCCUCAAAGUCACUCACUCUUUACCCUUUCUAACAUCUUUGCAGCUAACUUUUCUGAGCAAGUAGUUGAAAGCUUUCCAUCUGAUAUCUCUACUGGUAUAUACUAUGGAUGGGCCUGUGUUGGAAGUGGAGAUGUGCAUAAAAUGGUUUUGAGCAUAGGAUGGAAUCCAUUCUAUAAGAAUACUAAGAAAUCAGUGGAGACGCACAUUAUCCACACCUUCAAAGAAGACUUCUAUGGAGAAAUUCUUAGCAUAGCAAUUGUUGGAUAUAUUCGACCAGAAAAGAACUUUGAUUCCUUAGAUGCACUGAUUGCAGCAAUUCAGGAAGACAUUGAAGAGGCAAAAAGGCAACUAGAUUUACCAGAACAUCUUAAACUCAAAGAAGACAACUUCUUCCAUCUGCCAGGGGGCAAAAUAGUUGACAACCACUGAAAAAAAAAAAAGAGCAAACCCUUGCUGCUUUUUUUUUUUUUUUUUUUUUUUUUUUUUGCGGAGCUCUUACAUUUGCACUGUUUAUGUAGGUACCAUGUUCUCAUAUUUUUUGGGGUAAUGAGUUUGGAACCAACUCAAAACUGAGUCAUGUAAAUGGAUUAAAAGCUGUCUUAGGUCUUUAUUGAUAAAUUGUCUAUCCUAAAGUUGGGACACGUGGAACAUGACCAAAGUUAAUUAUGGCCUCUUCAGCCUUAGGAUAUGUAGAGUUCAUUUUAGAGAAGAGUGUCAGUUUUUAAGAUGGAGUUUAUUCCAACCUCUUUUCCCAAUUUUAUAUCAUUCUGACAUUGGCGUUGUAGGUAGUAACUUAGAAAAUUUUGAUACCGAGCAAAACAUUUCCUGUGGUACAGGAAGCUGAUGAUUAGCCAACAAGAACAAUUCUCCAUGGUUCUUGUUUUUUUCUAAUAUGCUGUACAGCCAUUGUAGUUGAAACUAUCAUUUCAACUGAAAUUAUUUAUUUUAACUUUAUUUGAAAUAAAGGUAGUCACUGUUGCUCACUGAGUUACUGGAAUCUGUACAGUUGAAAGUGCAUGUGACAGUGCAUGACCUCUGUAGCUUCCUUCUGAGGGAGUGUAUUGCUGAAAUUCAGGAAAUGAAUGACAAGAUGAAAGUUGGCACGCUCUGAAGUUUUAGGCUCUAAAGUCGUGGAAGUCUUGCAAAAAGACUUCUCUUCUUUGGGAAGAUCUAAGGCAGAAGAACUGCAUUUUAUUUGCUGCUGGUAGUUUUCUUAGAUGAGGAGAACCUUAGGGUUUUUCACUAUACUAACAAUAUAAUGGCUGACUUCAUGAUUAAAGUUAGUGUAAGGCACAGAAAAAUCCCAUCAACCCUCUGGGCCAAGUGUAGGUAAGAUCCAUGGCUUCGUUCACUGAGUAGUCAAUACAAAUGAAAGCCUUGGGGAACUCGUGAAGUAAUGUAUCAACAUUAUAGUAGGAAUUGGGUAUUGUUACAAGUAAUUGCACUACUCCCUACUAUGAAAUGUAUGCACAGAUAAGCAGAGGAGCUUUCUCAAGAUGAAUUGGAGUUUGAAUAGUACUACUUGAAGUACAUACUGUGAGUCCAGAUAUAAAUGUAUUUCUUUCCCUGUAGAUUUUUCUAUCCCCUUCUCGGUGAGGGGAGCUAGGUAAGUCGCCACAACUGUUUCAUCUUCAUAUUCAAUACUGGCUUGUGACAUAGCAGGAAUAUUUUCUGACAUUCAAAAUAAUUCUGUGGAUGUGUCUAAAUUGUAGUUCUGUGACAGAACUGUAAUUUGGGGGUGCGCAGUUCCUGUAAUACAACUUUAUGAAUUCACUCCUUGUCCUGGUCUGUUUGGAUACUACAUUUUGGUUGAAGGCUUAAGAGGGUUUUAACUAGAUAGCUUGCUUUGUCUUCUUUGUGGCAAGUGCUAUUACGAUGCUAGUUCCACUUCGUGUUGUUUUAACUUUCAGCCAGUAUCAGGGGAUAUUAGUAGGGAAGAGGCCUUGAGUGAAUCAAGGAGACUUGUUAGCUAUGUAGAAAUUAUACAGAAACUUGAAAUCAUUUAUAUGAAUUGUUCAUCUGUUGUGUUGAUAGCAGACAGAAGGAAUUCAGGGGGCACUCAUUUCCAUACAAGUACUUGUAGGAAUAAAAAUUUUGACCUGUGUUGCUAAGGUGGUUUACGUGCUUCUCUCCAAAGAUGCCAAGUUUUGUUGUCUGGACAUUAAACGCACAUCUGCCUUCCUCCUCAGAGAGUCUUAGGAAGAAAAUUCACUCAUCAGCAGUUAGGAAUGCUGUCUUUGGAAGAAGAGUGCAAUUGGAGUUCUGUAUAACUUGUUGGGAAUUGUAUGUAAGCCUCUGUAAAAAUUGUUGUGUAAGCGUGACAGUUGAUUUUUUUGAUUUUUUUAAAGGAGAAUAUAUUUAGGUGAAGGUUUGAGGUAUUUUUAAGUUGUAAAAUUUUGACAUUAUUACAUUUUACUAUUUCGGGGAUGAGUAAAUAAUAGCCACUCUAGUCAACAGAAUGUGCUGUCAUAUAUAUUCAAAGAAAAAAAGCAGGUAUUUAUCAUAGUACUGUAGCUGAACUCUAUAAUAGCCUCUUUAUUUUUUUCUCCAGUUAAUGUGUCUGUUGUGGAAACCUUAGUGCCUUAAGCUGGUUGUCUGAGUAAUGCAUUUCUGUAUCGGCCAAUUAAUGAUACUAUCCAAAAUUUGUUCUGGCUGUAGAACCACUGCACUGUGGAGAGAGAACAGUGAGAAAGAGAAACUUUGAAAAACAAGUGGUUUGCUCUCAACUCUCAUCUGAAGUGUGACAAGUGUUUACAACAGACUAAUAAACUGGUCUUUGUAUGUUUGUCAUCAAAUUAAAGAAAACGUUACUAGAUCCAUUUGGUUGAGUGUAUCUGUCUGUCCAUGUUAUUUAAGAUAAAAUGUUAUAUAUCAGCUGUUAAAGCUCAGUACUUAAGUCCUAGCACAGUACAAAUUUUAAGGGUUAUAUUUUUAUAUUAUAUACAAACUGUAUUUAUUUCAGUUGAUGUUACUGCACUGUACUAUUAAUAAAGGAAUUGAAAUACUCAGA